Messenger RNA from Anoplopoma fimbria (sablefish), 4484 nucleotides. It is a transcript of the gene elna, whose product is annotated as elastin a. The transcript is spliced from 37 exons. The record is from RefSeq and is a predicted model, not a curated record. Bases 77 to 2935 code for a protein of 952 amino acids. Lineage: Eukaryota; Metazoa; Chordata; Actinopteri; Perciformes; Anoplopomatidae.
UCAAGGCCUGGAUAUCCUGUUGGAACUGGAGUUGGACCCGGGGGCAUCUCACCCGCUCAGGCUAAAGCUGCCAAAUAUGGUGUUGGUGGUGUUGGAGGUGUGGGUGGUGUUGGAGGUUUUGGCGGCACAGGUGGAUUGUAUCCAGGGCAGGUGCCAGGAGCGGGGUAUGGAGCUGGGUCCAAGGCUGCUAAAUAUGGAGUACCCGGAGGUGUACCAGGAGGGGUUCCAGGAGGGGUUCCAGGGGUUUCCAGGAGGGGUUCCAGGAGGGUUUCCAGGAGGGUUUCCAGGAGGGUUUCCAGGAGGGGUACCAGGCGGAGUACCUGGAGGUGGAACAGUGGUUGGUGGAUAUUCACCAGCAGCUAAAGCCGCCAAAUAUGGACAAUUAGGGGCCGGAGGACAAUUAGGGGCCGGAGGACAGUUCGGAGGACAGUUAGGGGCCGGAGGACAAUUAGGGGCCGGAGGACAGUUCGGAGGACAGUUAGGGGCCGGAGGACAAUUAGGGGCCGGAGGAGGAUAUUCUGCUGCUGCCAAAGCUGCUAAAUAUGGACAAUUAGGGACCGGAGGAGGACAGUUAGGGGCCGGAGGAGGACAGUUAGGGGCCGGAGGAGGACAGUUCGGGCCCGGAGGAGGACAGUUCGGGGCCGGAGGACAGUUAGGGGCCGGAGGAGGACAGUUAGGGACCGGAGGAGGAUAUUCUGCUGCUGCCAAAGCUGCUAAAUAUGGACAAUUAGGGACCGGAGGAGGACAGUUAGGGGCCGGAGGAGGACAGUUAGGGGCCGGAGGAGGACAGUUAGGGCCCGGAGGAGGACAGUUCGGGGCCGGAGGACAGUUAGGGGCCGGAGGAGGACAGUUAGGGACCGGAGGAGGAUAUUCUGCUGCUGCCAAAGCUGCUAAAUAUGGACAAUUAGGGACCGGAGGACAGUUAGGGGCCGGAGGAGGACAGUUAGGGGCCGGAGGAGGACAGUUCGGGGCCGGAGGACAGUUAGGGGCCGGAGGAGGACAGUUAGGGGCCGGAGGACAGUUAGGGGCCGGAGGAGGACAGUUAGGGACCGGAGGAGGAUAUUCUGCUGCUGCCAAAGCUGCUAAAUAUGGACAAUUAGGGACCGGAGGACAAUUAGGGACCGGAGGACAGUUAGGGGCCGGAGGACAGUUCGGAGGACAGUUAGGAGCCGGAGGACAGUUAGGGACCGGAGGACAGUUAGGGACCGGAGGAGGAUAUUCUGCUGCUGCCAAAGCUGCUAAAUAUGGAGCCCAAGGAGCAGGACUGGGAGGCACAGGAGGAUAUGGAGGAGCAGGAGGACUAGGAGGUGGAGGAUAUGGAGGAGCAGGAGGACUAGGAGGUGGAGGAUAUGGAGGCACAGGAGGACUGGGAGGUGGAGGAUAUGGAGGCACAGGAGGACUGGGAGGUGGAGGCUACUCUGCUGCUGCUAAAGCUGCUAAAUAUGGUCCAGGUGGUGCAGGGGUAGUUCCAAGUGGUGGUGCAGGUGGAGGAGUAAUUCCUGGAAGAGGCCCAUUUUUACCAGGAUAUGGAUCUUUAGCCGCUGGUGCUAAACCUCCUAAAUAUGGAGCCCAAGGAGCAGGACUGGGAGGAGGCGGAGUUCCAGGGGGAGCAGGGCAGGUUCUUCCUGGUGGUGGUGGCGGCUAUGGAGGUUAUGGAGCUGGUGCUGGAGUCAAACCACCAAAGUAUGGAGUUUCAGGUGGAGGUGGAGCAGGGUUGGGGACAGGAGGACUGGGGGGUGCAGGAGGAGUAUCUGGUGUAGCACCAGGACUAGGAGGUGGUCAAUACUCUGCUGCCGCAAAAGCUGCUAAAUACGGGGUUUCAGGAGGAGCUGGAACAGGAUUUGGAACAGGAGGACUGGGAGGGACAAGAGGAGCAGGAGCAGGUCCUGGUUUUUUACCAGGACAAGGAGGUGGACAAUACUCUGCUGCCGCAAAAGCUGCUAAAUACGGAAUUGCAGGAGGAGCAGGAACAGGGUUAGGAACUGGAGGAGCAGCAGCAGGUUUUUUCCCAGGACAGGGAGGUGGACAAUACUCUGCUGCCGCAAAAGCUGCUAAAUACGGAGGAGCUGGAGCAGGCUUAGGAACAGGAGGACUGGGAGGGACUGGAGGAGCUGGAGGAGUUUUACCAGGAGGAAUCGGGGCUGAAGGAUAUCCAGGCGGUGUAAAACCACCAAAACAUGGAGGCAUCACUGGAGUUGGACUUGCAGUACCAGGAGUUACUCCAGGUACAGCUCUCAGUGGUGGCCCGGAUGGUUCUGCUGUCUUUGUGCCAGCGAAGGACGCAGAUUUUGCUGGAACUCCUAAACCAGAGCCCACGCCUAUUGUCGCAACUGGCAUGACCCCAGAGGUCCCACGGCCCAAUUCUGGUGGAAUAAUUCAGCCUAGUGCUGGAACAGGUGUUGGUGGAGCAGGUGUUGGAGUUCCCUCUGGUGUUGGAACCGGAGUCCAACAACCUGGAGGUGUUGGUGUUGGCAUAGGUGGCAAAGCACCUAAACCAUUCUUUCCAGGAGCAGGUGUUGGUCCAGCCGGAGGUGGAUAUCCAUAUGGUGGAACCUAUGGAACUGGGGGUGGAGCAGGAGGAGGAGUAGGAAUCCCACUAGCAGCUGGUGGUUAUCAAGGGGGAUACAGGCCAUAUCAUCAUGGUUAUGGUCAGGGUGGGUUGACUUAUCCUUCUGCAUAUGGACUGGGAGGUGGUGGUGCUGGAGCUAAACCACCCAAACCAGGCUACGGCAAUCUUGGAGCCGGCAGUGUGUAUCAGCAAGGUGUGGCUCCUGUGGCUCCUGGUUAUGGAGGAGGUUACCCCCAGCAGUACUACCAAGGUGGAUAUGUACCAGCCCCACUGACGCCUCAACAAGCCAAAGCAGCCAAGUACGGUCCAUUGCAGGGCUUCCUUGGUGGUGCAGGAGGAGGAGGAGGAGGAGGCUAUAGAGGUUGAGUUGCAGGAUGCCAGGGCAAAUACUGUGGCAGGAGGAAGUAGAGGAUUUCCUGAGAUCCAGUGUGACCUCAAGACACCAUGGUGCUACUGCAUGAUCUAGAAUGUACAUUUUAUAUGCAAACAAACCCCAUUAGAAAACACGUAGAGACGUUUUGUUUGUUUUUUUUACUUACUUGACUUCAACGUCUGGUUUUAUACGAACCCACCGACCCUGAAUUUUUUGUACACGCUCUGAUGUGACACAUGUUAUUGAUAGUGGCUGUAAUCAAUAAUGUGGUCAAGUUAAUCAGCUUUAACUCCCCUUACUGCACCCGCCCACUUAGACUAUAAAGAGUGUGUGUCUGUGUCACCAUGUGUUGUUCUCGUGUAUGAAUGUGUGUGUGUUUAGUGCGAAAGACUGACUGAACCAUUGACUGUCAAUGUGACCUAUGAAUGAUUUCUGUUCUCGGUUUGAAUCAUAAAGCAAGGUGAACUGUUCUCAGUGUAACAGCCCACACUGUCGCACCUCGCUGUGCAGAGCUUGUCAUCUCUCUGACAUGUCAGAGGGGUUGGGUGGGUCGAGGCCUCGUCCAAAAAACUGAUGAAAUCUGGCCAAUCUCAGUGUCGUCUCUAGCUCCCCGUCUUCUCUGCUGCUAUUUUUAGGCCUGCUGGGUAGAAAGCAGCGGGAAUUGGGGCUCUGGCCAACCCAUCUGCUCUCAGUAACUUUGCUGAUUCUAGUUGCUACGCAGUUCAGUUUUUGCUGCAUUUUUAAUGUCGCCAAACUUGUGAUGUAUGAAGAGCAGUUUCUGCUUUGAGUAACGGCAUGCUGAAGACAAUCAAAAAGCGUUUGAUUCGAUACAGGAUGUUUAAAAACCGUGGGAAAGCCUUCCAAGUAGAUUAAAAUGUAACUCUACUACUCUAGCAUUUACAUUAUGUAUGUGUGAAUGUUUCAUUAUGUGUCUUUAACAGAGCGCUUUAGUCUGCUUCAAAUGUUUAGUCUCAUUGCAGCAGUUAUUUACAUUUAUGAAUCUUGUCAUUACAUGAUUAUUCAAGAUUUUUUGCACCAUGCUUUGACUCAUAGCUUCAUUGUCAUCAGGAAUGUGUGAGGAUAAAACAAGAACAAUCCUUUGCUUUUGCAUUUAUUCAGUGUUUAGAAUUGUAAUACAGAAUAAUUUAAUGGGAGAGACGACAUGUUAAUGUGAGGCAUGAACUCCCAUUGUUCUUCAUUUACUUGAGCUGCUUUUAUAAAAGGCUUACUGACCAAAGGUUCAUGAGCGCUGUUGCCAAGUGACCCCAUCUCUUUCUCUAAUUGUGUAUUGUAUUUUGUACUAAUUUGAUAAACGCUGGCUUCCGUCUCUUCACUCGGUGCUGUGUAAGAAAUGUGUUUGAGCCUCGCUGGGUCAGACCUUGCCUUAUGUGCCAUGGGAUACUCUUCAUCUUUAUUUAAAAUUGUUUUUAUAAGGAGGAACAGUGUGGUUUUGCACUUUUUAUAAUUUCCACGACACACAUGUGACUUGUUCCUGGAAUCCAGCAUUUAUUUGCUUCAUUAAAUAACAAAAUACAAUGUGUU